This is a messenger RNA of Entrophospora candida, 781 nucleotides long. Lineage: Eukaryota; Fungi; Glomeromycota; Glomeromycetes; Entrophosporales; Entrophosporaceae. The record is from the annotation of a GenBank genome assembly.
AUGGGUAUUGGUUGGAUACAAACAAAUCAAGAAAAUGAACAAUUAACCUUCUCAGCAUCAGUUGAAAACUGGCCUUCUUCAACAAAAACAGAGGUUUUAGCUAUACUAUCUGCAUUACUUGUAUCUCCACCUGAGAGUAAUAUUACUAUUUUCAGUGACAGUGAAACUACUAUAAAAUUUUUUGAUAGAUUAAUAAUAAAAAAUGAAUAUAUAAGUACAAGAAGAUUGGUGAAAGAAAAUAAUUAUUUAUUAUGGGGCAUAAUACAAGAUACAGUAACUGAACUAAAACAAAAAAUACAAAUAAAAAAAGUGAAAGCACACAAUGGUAUUUUUUUUAAUGAAAAAUCAGACUUUCUAGCAAAAUUAGGUUUGGACUCUGAUCUGUUGGAAAUCAAAUAUGAUCAAUUACCAAAUUUUAAGUGUCAACCAUCUUUCAAUAACAUAAGAAUUGAAAUAUCAUUAAGGCUCUUUUUAAAAAAUUGCACAGAAGCAAAAAGCUUUUUAAUUUGGAAACAAAAAAAUAGAAAUAUUAAAUAUGACAAAUCGGAACAAACUUUAAUUAACUGGCCAAUGACUUGGAUAAUACUAAAUUCUAAUGGUGAAGAAAACACUAAAACAUCAUUUAAUGCUAGUAAUAAAAAAUCUUUCAAAGUUAAAAAGUUAAUAGAAGAAUUACCAACUAUUGAAAGCCUUAAAUUACGAAGUCCAGAUUUAUAUGAUAAUAACUGGAAGUGUUGCCUUUGCAACAAAGACAAUGAAGAUUUUUCACACAUUUGGUUAU